UUAAAUAUGACAAAUGCAUUUUAAACGAAUAAGAAUAAAACAUAAAAUAAUAAUUAUUUUAAAUAAAAAGUAUACUUUUUUGAUAAGGAGUACUAAUAGGAACCACACUGCCCACACCAUCAAAUUUAAAAAUGUCGAAUUUACAUUAAAAUGUAAAAUCUGUAUAAAAUAGGUUAAAGUACACACUUUUUGAUAAAACACAAAAUUAUUGGUUCGCACUGUGAUAAAUCUUUUUUUUUUUUAUUAAUAAACAACUAACCAUACUAUUCUAUGUAUUAUAAAUAAUUUUAACAAGUAGUUUUUUUUUAUCUUUUACAAUUUAAGAUUUUUUUUGUUUGUGCCUAAAUUAAUUAAUAUUUUAAUCCAUUAUAGAUAGAAAUAUGUCUUUAACUUCAUCAAUCGUAUCUCAAGAUAUAAUGAAAACAUUGGAAGUAAUUGCUGAUAUUUUCCAAGAAGAAAAUAUUAAAAUAUGUGUUAAAGAGUCUGGUAAAGGUGCUUUAAUUGCAGGCAUUUCAUCUUUUAUUGGCGGUAUACUUGGAGGAAAAUCAGGUUUUUUAACUGGUAUGAUAAAAUCUUAAACAUAACAUAAUUUUAUUUUAAUGCUGAAAAUGUUGGUUUCUUCCAGUGAAUAUUUAAGGAACUACUUUUGUUUGAAGACAUUACAAUUUUAAGGCUGGUUUCUGAGCAGCAAAAGCUUGGCUAAAGUGUACAGAUUUAAAUUUAUUUAUUAUAGAAGUAAUAGCAAAAAAACUUUGUUAUAAAAGCAGUUUAGCACAGUUUCUAAUUUUUAUUUUUUUGGGAUGUGUUUUUAAGGCACUAAAUUAAAAAAGGUUGAAAAUAUUUUUUUAAAUCAAUUUAAGGACUGUAUACUUUACACCCCUUAAAACAACAUUAAUUUUCUCCUGUUACCUACCCAGCAUGAUUUUAAAUAACAAAUGGAAAUGGCCAAACUCACAAUUUCUCAUUGCGACCUUCAGAUGUAAACUUAAUUUACUAUAUUCCCUUCAAAAGUAUUAGGUUGAAAAUACUACGAUAGGUAGUUAAAGUUUGUUGUUUUCGGUAUGGCGAACACAUGGAGGUUGAAGAAAAUCUGGUUUGGGAUAGACAUUUAUUUUGUCAUAACUUCUUUAGUUAUGGUUUUCACUCAACAAUUUAAACACUUUCAAUAUCAGCAUUGAAAAAAAAAUCAUUUCAAAAAAAUAAGAUUUGUUAUUUGUGAGAGGUGUGAAUGCACUCGUUAGCAAAGUUUUUCUGCUUGUUGCCUUGGGGAAAUCAUUGUUUGAUUUUCCUUUACAAAAUGAAAAAUUUAUGCAGUACAUUUUUCUGGUAUUUUAAAUUUUUUUGGAAUUUUGUUAAAAACAAAAUCGUUAAGACCUGGUAAUACUUAUAUCAACCUUUUUUCUAGACAAAUUUAAUGAUAUAGAUUUUUGAGCUACUUUAUGUAGAGCUACUUAUAUGUUUGAGUUUUGAAUAGAUUGUUUUGCCACAUUAAAAAUGCUAGAAAAUUAACCACAAGGUUCAUCAAAAAUCAAUAAUUUAUUGUUGUGUACUGUUAUAAAACAUCAACUUCCUUCCAAAAACGUGGGGCUACGAACAAACCAACUUAUCCUGUACGAAGAACAUAUGAUGAUGUUCUAAACACACUCACAGUUUACUGGCUUUUGUUUUAAUAAUUAUGAUUUAUACAGUAACUAUUUAUUUAUUUCAGGUGGAAUAGUGGGUACAAUAGCUGCUUACUCCAUGUCACCAGAUUAUAAAUCUUUUAUAGAAAUUAUUCAUGAUUUAGAUUAUGAAAAACAGAAGAAGUUAUUUGAUGCUAUUAAAAAUUCAAUAUCAUCCGUUGAUAUAACUGAUGUGGUUAAAUUUUCAAUUGCAUUAGCCACCAGCCAAUCUCUAAAGGAAAUUGUAAUUAAGGAAGCAAUCAAAUUUGUAAGCAAUGAACUUAACAUGCAAAUUACAAGAGGUUGAGAUUUUUUUUUAAUGUACAUAUAUAUAGUAAAUGAUAAAUGCCUAUUUUUUUUUACCAGUUUAAUAAUUAUGAAAUAUUAAAUUAUAUAAUUAAAAUCUGAAAUUAAAUUAAAUGUAAUAAAUUUUUAUAAAUAUUUUCAAGAUAAUAAAAUAUAAAAAUUGUUAAUAAUUUAAAAAUUAUAAUCUAUUUUGUUUUAUUAAAUACUAUUCUGACAUUGGUUCCUCAAUAUCUUCUCUUCUUGUUAAUAUGUCAAGGUCUUCAUCAUCGAAUGUUUCAUAUGACAUAUCUUCACUCAAUGAACCAUUUUCAUCCAAACUAUCAGUUAAAUCAUUUAAUGAAGCCAUAAGUACAUGCAACUGUUUUCGUCUUUUAUCUAAUUUCUGAUUUAUUUCAUUUUUUGUCAUCUAAAAUAAACAUUAUUAAUAUUAUUUAUACAUAAAUUAUUAUAUUAAUUACCUAGUUAAUAAACUUACUUUUAGUGCUUGGAGUUCAUCUUUUAAAUCAUCUAAACGUUUAGCAGUAUCAGUUCUUGGUGGAUGUUGAAUAAUUAGCUUGGCCAAUACAUCAUACUCCAUUCGGUUGCGUCUAACAGUUUUAGCUUUUUUUAGUUCUUCUUUAGCAUAAUCAAUCUCAGUUUUUGUAUUUUUUAUAUUAUGAUCAAUUUCACUUGACAUAUUGUCAUACAUUAACAUUUCUUCAACAUUCAUACGAGAUACAGCUUGAGAUUUCUUCAUCGCAUGUUCACAUAAAUUAAGAUGAACUAACAUUUUCUCCAUAACCUUUUGACU
Cinara cedri is the source of this 2757-nucleotide messenger RNA. The record is from the annotation of a GenBank genome assembly. Lineage: Eukaryota; Metazoa; Arthropoda; Insecta; Hemiptera; Aphididae.